UUAUAUAUCUGCUCUUUUCCAGUGGUAGCUUAUCUGGAAAGUCUGGAAAUUCCAGGUCAUGGGGAAACAGGUCUUCUGAACAGGAAAGAGUACCCUGGAAAGGACCAUCUCCUAUGCCAAAAACUUCUCGUCCUCCUCCUGGCUUGAGUGGUCAGAAUAAACAGAUAUCUUCAAAUUGGAUAUCUGGUGAAAGUGGACCUCAAGGAUGGUCAAACUCUGGUUGGGAAAAACAAAGUAGUUCAAACUUUUUAGUUUUGAAAAAUCUUACACCACAGAUUGACGGAUCUACUUUAAAGACUUUGUGCCUGCAGCAUGGGCCAUUGCAGUUAUUCCAUUUGCUGCUUAACCAUGGAAUUGCACUUGUGCGUUACUCAACAAGAGAAGAGACUGAAAAAGCUCGUUCUGCUUUAAAUAAUUGUGUUCUGAGUAACACAACUAUACUAGUGGACAUUCCUACUGAGAUGGAAGUAAAACAAUACCUCCAGCUGGCCAGUGGUCAAAUGAAUUCAAAUGUGUCUUGGCCUUCCAGUAAUGGAAACAGUGAAUCUACUUUUAGUUCAGGGAGUAGCUUCCCAAUGAGUGGGACUACUAGUACUACAGGCAAUGGGAAUACCUCAACUAAAAUUGGUACUAAUAAUUGGAAUAGCACAAGUCUAAAUCUGCAGAGUUCCAACUUGUGGUCUUUUUCUGGUUCAGGCAGUAGCCUGUGGGCAAUGCAGUCAUCAUCCAGUGAACAUGAUCAAUGUAUUCCUUCUUCUCUCAACUCAUUCUUGCCCGGUGAUCUUUUGGGAGGUGGUGAAUCAAUCUGACCUGUGUGAUCUGUCCAUCGAAUAUUGUGAUUUGGUGAGGACCAUCUUAAAUCUUGUCCCUCUGAUGAUUGUAAACCUGAUUUAGUCUCAAAACAUUUACUACUUUCUACUGAAAACUUUUCUUUUGCAGUAUUUUUCCGACCAUUGCAGAGAUUGAGAUUUCAGAGAAAACUAUCUACAAAACAUUAAGGGAAAAAGAAAAAUUGUGUGAUAUUGAGAUAUAGCUUAAUGUUUUAAAAUAUUCUACUUAUAAACUCUGAGAAAUGUAGUCCGUUCAUGAACGCAAAGUUUUCCAUUAUGUGAUAAACUUACAAUUUUACUUUUAAAUGUGUUCCCAACUGAUAUUUACUGCUCCUGAAAAUGCUCAGUUGAUGAAUCGUUGUGUAGAUGAAUAUUGGUGUCAUGGUAUCAAACAUACAUUUGUCUAGUAUUUUUUUUUUUUUGGUGCCAGGAUAUCUGUCUGUAUAAAGAAAUAGAGAUAUAUAAUGUAGGAUAUGUAAAUAUAAUUUCAUAGUUACCUUUACAAAAAUGCCAAAUAUGAGAGAACCUCAUUAAGCACAGUCAGUGUUUUACUUGCAAACACAUCGUGUAGUGUGCAUUUAAGCUAGAUAUAUUUAAUUAUCCCUGUUAAAGUUUGAGCCUGUGUUUUAUGGUGUAAUGCAUUAAUAAUGCAAGUAAAAAUCAAUUAUUUAAUAUUGUCUGUGUAUGUUGUUUACUUGUGUCGAUUUGAUAAUUACACUAUGCUAUGUUUUCUCCCUGGUGUGUGAAAUUGGCACUUUAUUUUUAAUUGUUAUAUUCCUCUAUGUUAGUUUGACAAAAAUGCCUUUGUAGUAUUAUCUGUUUUAUAUGGAUCCUUAUAGUUGUUUCAUUGUUAAGGAGUGAAAUUUUUCAUAUGCUUUUUUGUUAUGUGUUUUGUUAAAUUGUGUAAAUAUUAAUGACUUGAAAUGUGGGAUUUGCAGAUAUUCUGUUUGUUUUUGUUUGAUUGAAAAUAUAAAUGUGUAUUACUACCAAUUUUCUAUGCUUUUUAACUUAUAUUUCAUUUCUUCCUGUUUGGAUAUAUAUAUAUAUAUAUCCUUCCCAAGUGCUGUGAUCUGUAGAUUAGUAAUGCUAUUUUAUAAUUUAAAUAAUAUGGUCUUGCCUUCUUUAAGUAUUUAGAUUAUACUGCUAACAUGUUUUUACCCCAGUAUCUUUUUAAAGUAUUUUCCCCUUUUUUUAAUUGUGUUCAAAUAAAGUCUCUCCUGACGUAUUCAAUUUUAGCUAUAACAAAAAUGUUUCAGACAUUUCUCUCAUCAGAAUAAAAUUAUUUUUAAAAUUAAUCAGGUCAAGUGUAAUUUUACAUUUCAUAUUGAAAGUCUGUUUGCAGUUGCAUAUAUUUUAUGGAAAUUUUAGGCAAAGCUCAAACUUUAUUGGGGGGGGAAAGAAAAAGAAAUCUUUUGUUUAAAGUUUUCAUUACAUAAUUGCUACACCUUUGAGAAUGCCAUGUUCGAUGUAAAAAGAAACUGCUGAAAUUCUUUAAGAAAAUUUUUACUCACUGUAUUGUCAUUGGCUUCAUAUUUUAAAUUUUAUAAUUUUUUAUGCUAUUGAUGACAUUCACAGUGUGUUCUUCAAUAACUAAUAGAGUAGGUGCUCUUUGUGCCUUAGAAUGUGUAAAAAUAUAAUUUCUUAAAAAUUGGUAUUUUAUCUGCUUUUAUACUUCCCAUUUUAGUAACCCCUUCCUGUGCUAUAUUUUUCUAGCCUUUAGGGCCCAAGAGGUCUUUUUUUAUAAUUUAAAAUUGCAUAUUACUGAGAAAAGUAUAUUUUUAUGGCAUAAUAUGAAUUUUUAUUUGAAAUUAUUUUGAAGUUUAUAUUUCACCGCUUUAGACAAAUAUGAAUUGUUGAAGUGAUAAUCAUUGUAUAUUGAUUUUAGUGUACUUUUUGUGUAUUAAUUAAAAAAAAUCUGGGCUUAUUUAUUAAUCUCAAGUAAUACACAGAUGUCAAGAAUAGUGGUUUUCUGGUCAAAUAUUGUUAAAUUUAACCUAAACCAGACUAAUAUAUAUUGCGCAGUUUACAAUACACUUUUUCGUUCAUGUAGGAUUUAGAAUUGCCGGGAAGGGGUUAAGAUGUGUUAAUCUUAACUGUGGUUGCAAAGGAAAGUAUUGAUUCUAAUAAAUUCAAGGUAUAUUUUGGAGAUUGAAAAUGUAACAUUCAAGUGUAUUUGUAUAUGAAGAGAUCUGAAUUCAUUCCAUGGGAAUAUAUGUGUGUAUGCAUAAGUGAUGCCAUAUGUUUCAAUGUUAAUCAAUAUCAUAUUGUUGUUUUUUAAUCAAUACGUCAAGGAGUGAAAUGCUUUACGGAUUUUGUCAAAAAAAAAUGUGUUUUAAUAUGAAUCUCACUAUUCUUAGCUCAUGCUUCUUAACAAGUAUUGCAUCAUUUGUUUAUCUUUCAACUUUGUGUUUAACUAAUCUAUCUGUUGAUGCAACAUCUCUAUAUUCAUUACAGAACAAAUCACCGGUAUGUUUUAGAUUCUGCAAGAGUACUUACAGUUUUAAGGUAGGAAAUUUAUAAACUUUUACUGGUCUAAAACACUUAUCUUCAUGAUAAUUUAAUUUUCUUUGUUGAGAAAAUGGGAUAUGACUAACUGGACUAUCAGGAAACAAAAAACUGUGGUAGACUGCCUUUCUUAACCAUUGGAAACUAAAGUGUUUUCUUGAAAGAAUCAUCUCUCAAAGUAAUGCUUUUUUCAACAGUUGGUUUUAUAUUCAGAUCAUUUUUGUGACCAUUGUUUAAAGCACAGUAUUUAUUCAAAUUUAUACUUAUCUUCAGAAUUAUUUUAAUGUGUUUUAGGAGAAAUAUAUUGUUUAAAAGUUUAUAGAUGUAAAGAAAAACCCAUUGACACAAAUUGUAAAAGUUGACUAAUUUCAUCUUAUUUUGAUAUAAUAUCAGAAGGAACUCUCUUUUAUGUAAGAAAAAGAAACAUAAUGUCAUGGAGCAUUUUCCUUUGAAAUGUAUGCUGAUCUAAAAAUUUUGCCUGCUAUAUUUCUGCUUCAGUUUUCUAGCUAUAUCUGAGUUGAGAAUAAUAUGCUAAGCAUUUAAAUCAAGUUUUCCAGUUGAAGGGUGAUUUUAUGCCUAUUUGUAUACCAAUUUUGAGAAAGAUUACUUAAAUAGUGGUUUAAUGGUUAAAAGGUAAACUUGGGUAUAUAUUCUACCGUCCAGUCAUCAUAUCUCUUAGUUUUGGGCCGAUAUGUAACAUUUCUACGCAUUCUGAAGUGUGCAUCACUUGCAACUGAAUCAGUCGCAUUAACUGAAUGGUGCUAGUUCUGUACUUUGUAUGUAAAAUUGUGCAGAAUGACAAACAAGUUCUGUUCCUUUCUCCAGCUUCUAUAUGCUUGGAACCAAUUCACACACAUUUUACGUGUGUUGUACAUGACCUGUAAUAGUUGGUCUAUUUCUUGUGAUGUAUGGUGAUUGUUUAUUAUUGCUUGUUUUUCUUAAAAUUCAGUUUGUUUCAGUUGUAAAAUUUAUUGGAGUGUUUGUAGAGUCUAGUGUGUUUUUGACUUAGUAUAAUGAUGCACUAAUGAUAAAGAGCUUGAUGUUUUUGGAUAUAUAUUCAUGUUGCCAUUGCAUUGGAAAUUUGUGCACUGCUGAAUGUUAGGGUUGAUUACUUUGUAUAUAAAAAUUGGAGGUGUUUAUUUAGAUCACUAAACUUUAAAUAUAUUUUUAGUAUGUAUAAGCUAAGAUGCUGGUAUAAAUUUGAAUACAUGCUUCAUACACUACUUGUUAUUAUUCCAAAGACUUGCUUUCCUUUUGAGACUUAUGAAAGUACAUCUUCUGCAUAGUGUUUUAAAUUUGCUUUUAUGACAGUUUUGAGUGCUAAAGUAAACACUGUGUAAUUCAUUUAUAUAUUAAGCCAGAAUAUUUUUUUUUCCAAACUGUUAUGUACCUGACUGUAUAAAAAGUGUUAAACCUUUUUUAAAAGAAAUGUUUCAAUAUUUUUUGUGUGUACUUAAAAAUACUGUUUUAUAUCUAGAGCUCUAAAAAGUGUUCUGGAUUAUUUUUAUAAUUUUCACAUGAUUUUAUCAGGCACAAGUUAUAAGUAUGUUGAUAUUUCUGGAAAUGAGAUAUUUUACUAAAUGGAUUUUAAUGAAUAUUGCAAAAUCGUACUAAGAUUGUGAAUUUCUGUUUGUUGAAAUUGUGAAGAAGUCCGUUUUGAUAAUUAUAACUUACAUUUAACUUAAUAUUUUAAAAUCAUUAAUGGAAAUGUAAGUUUCUAAGGGGGUUCACAUAUCAAGAAAAUGUUUUAAAAAUAUGCUGCCAAUUUAUGUCGUAUAGUCUCUAAAAUUUUUCUUAAAUAUAAGUAUGUGCAUAUUACCCACAUACAUAAUUGUAUUUAAUUUUAGAAAUUAGAAACAUUUAUUCUAAAAAAGAACUAAAUUUCCUAUUGAAUUUAAUUUUCAGAUUUUAUUAUAUUAACAGAUAAUGAGGAUAAGUAAUAAGAAAUGCCAUAAUUUGUUAAGUGUGUGUGUAUGUGUCCUGUAUAAUUAUAGAAUCUGCGAAUAUUACCAGAAAAUCUCAAGAGCUUUGUUUUUAUAGUAUGUGUUGUCAUUUGUAGACAGUAAGCAGAAAUAUUCAUGAAGAUUUCUGAAGUAUCAAAGGAACUUUUUAAAUCUUUUGAUAAGAUUUCUUUGCAUUUAGUUGGUACACAAUAAAUUUUAACAAAAAACACCAAUAGCAGCAUUUAAUUUUAUUUAUACAUUGCUAUUGCUCCCUGACAAUCAUUAGAAAAUAACAAUGCUAGUGAAAUCCAAGCACCCUUUGCUCACUGCCCCUGUCCUCACCUAUAUAUUAGUAACAUGCUAACUUCAGCAAAUUUUACAUAUGUGAAUGUGGUAGUGUUUAUUCCUAGUCAUGUGUGUUUCAGGGUCAGUCUGGAAAUAUCACAGAAAAUGUGUUUGAUCUAUGAACAUUUUUAUUUCUAGUCAUACUAGUACCCAUAAACAGUCGUUGAUGGUGUUUAUUUUCUUCCAUUUUCAUGUUUGUUUAUUAUUGAUGUGCAUCAUU
This is a messenger RNA of Stegodyphus dumicola, 5843 nucleotides long. RefSeq names its product protein Gawky-like. NCBI's taxonomy places the organism in Eukaryota, Metazoa, Arthropoda, Arachnida, Araneae, Eresidae. The record is from RefSeq and is a predicted model, not a curated record. Gene Ontology annotation, molecular function: RNA binding. Gene Ontology annotation, biological process: miRNA-mediated gene silencing by inhibition of translation; positive regulation of nuclear-transcribed mRNA poly(A) tail shortening. Gene Ontology annotation, cellular component: nucleoplasm; P-body.